AUGGGGGAACACAUCGAAAGGGAUGGUGUGAGAUCGAUAGGGCAAAGGGGCAGGAGCCCGGGUGUGUUUGCUGUUGGUGCGGUGCUGAGCCAGCAGGGGUCCGCGGGGGGCCAGAUGGCGGAGGCGGGCAGGGGUUACCGGCUGUUCGAGUCGUUCGCCAAUAGGCGGAACGGCGGGCGGGGCGUGGAGGUGGUUGGGAGGGACGGGCCACUGUACUUUAGGUUCGACCUGACCCUGGCGGACGACCUUGGGGAUGCGGGCAGGCACGGCGACCUCGUGGGAGAGCAGCUGGGGGAGGGCGGCGCGCACUUCUUGCUGGGAUCGGGCCCCGGAUUCGCGGAGGAAGAGUCCGCCAGGGCGGAAGAUGCGGGCAGGAUUGUUGUGCACUGCUGCGCCGGGAAUGAGAGCGUGUUCAGGGAGGGCAGGCGGCGCGUGUUCGGGGUGGCCGUGAGCAGACGGCGGUACGCGGAGCUGGCGAUCAAUCACAUGAACCUCAACGGCCUGCGGCGGGUGGCCGUCGUCACCGACGGUGCGCGUGAGACGUCGGCCGGUGUCUGCGAUGCGGGGGUCGAGGCAGUGCGGCGGUACCAGGAGAGGGUAAACAAGGAGGGGAUGGAGGUUGUGGGCGGCGUCGCGGACGUCGGGAGCGAUGGAGGGGGGGACGUGGGCCGCGUGGCGAUCGAGGAAUUCGCGGCCAAGGCGAGGGGCUCUGGCGCGGAGGCCGUGCUGGCGUGCCUCUCCGAAGGGCAGGGCCGGAUGCUGGUGGAUGAGUUUGAGAGGAUCAGGUAUCCCUUGAAAGCGUUCUUCCUGACAGACGGCCCCGCCGACGACGACUGGGUGCGAGGCGCGCAGAGCCCGCAGCGCGUCGAGAACCUCCUGAGCGCCGCGCAGUGGCACAGCAGCGUCGACAGGCACGACGACUUCUUCUCCUCAUCCAGGGCCUACUCCGACGCAUUCCGAGCCCAGUAUGGCACGCGGCCCACGGAUUGGGCCGCGGCGGCCUCCGCGGCAGGCUACGCCCUCGCCAGGGCCAUCCAGAACGCCUUCAGAAGCUGCGACGUGCUGCCCACCGGCGGGGAUCCCGACGAGCUGCUCUUCGGCUCGCUGGACUGCUCGGACGGUGGCCGGGAGACCGGAUACGAGAGGGUCACCCUGGCGCUGGCCGGGCUCGACGUCGACACCUUCUUCGGCAAGAUCCGGUUCGACAUGCUGGGCAGAAACAUCGGCAAGCACCCCAUCACGACGCAGGUGCACCUGGACGCGAAGGGGGUGGCUAGGGUGGAGGCGGUGCUGCCCGUGGCGGCCGCCACGACCAACCUGGUGCUGCCAGCCAGGAACCGGUUCAGGGAGGUCUGCAGGGAGGGGCAGUUCUUGUCAAGGGCGGCGGAGGACUGGCUGGACCCGUGCCGGCCCUGCGAGGUGGGCAGGGUGUCCAUCGGCAUGGACGAGCCCACCUGCCGCGGCUGCGCGCCCGGCCUGUACUGGGAGAACCGGACGACGUGCAGCAAGUGCCCGGAGAACACCAAGGUCGAGGGGAACAACAUCGGGAUCGAGGCCUGCGUGUGCAGAGCGGGUUACUACCGAGAGGGCGUGAGUGUGGCGGGGCCGUGCCGGGAGUGCCCCGUGGGGCUGAACUGCAGCGGGGGCGCCGCGCCGCCGUGCGCGACGGCUGGGUACUGGAUGGACGAGGGGACCAAGAGCGUGUACGAGUGCGACCCGGGGUUCAUAUGCAGGGGAGAGUGCGGGGAGCAGUGCAUCGAGGAAGGCUACUUCGUCCUCAUGCGCAGGUGCUACAAGUGCAUCUCUUCCGCAGCCGUGAUCGCGAUGAUGGUGGUACUGGUGGUGGCCUGGUACGUCAUUAACAUAGUGGUCUCCAGGAACGUUGCCUCCCUCGACAUCAUGCUGUCCUGGGCCCAAUUAGCAAACGUUCUUGGUGAAGUGGACCUGAAUUGGCCCAAGAGACUCACGCAAGUGUUCAGCGUCGCCAGCGUGCUGGACUUCGAUGUCGACAUCCUCUCGCCCAGCUGCCUCCUGCCAUGGUCCUUCACGCACAGCGUCGUUGCUCAGCUGGCCCUCCCCUUGGUCAUGACGUCCAUGAGGGUCAUGGGAUACCUGCUGUCCCGGCUGGCAUUGCAGGCAUACGAAAACGCCAACUAUCCACAGAGGAAGCGGCUCAUGUCCCUCAGCUGGCUGGUUGAAAUCCCAGAGAGCACAAAGCAGCUCAAUGCCAAUUGGGAUCUGUGCAUCGCGGCAUUCCUCUCAUCCCUAGACGUCACUUACAUCACUGUCACCAAGUACAGUUUCAGCGCUUUCAAAUGCAGGGAAAUCGGUGGUGUGUCAGUCCUGCAGGCCAGUUUGGAUAUAGUCUGCGGCUCCAGGGAGCAUUUCAUCAUCCAAUGCCUUGGGGUGUUCGGGAUGUUGGCCUACAGCGGGGGCUUCCUGGCCUUUGUGGGCUGGAAGAUAUGGAACCUCCACAGGCAACAGUCCCUGCAGGAGCCUGUGAACCUACGGCGGUACGGCUGGUUGUACCGCCGAUUCGAGCUUGACUACUUCUGGACCAGCCUUGUGGCUGUGUCCAGGAAGCUGCUCUUCAUGCUGGUGUUGGUGUGCCUAAGCAGCCCUGCCUUCCAGGCCUUUGCCCUGGCCAUCAUCAUCAACGGCUCGCUGAUGCUUCACAUGAUCACUGCCCCAUACGUGGACACUCAUUUCGACCUGCUCUUCAGCUUCCUGCUGCUGGCCCUAAUGUCAGUUGCCUUUGGCGGGGCCAUGUUCUACAGUGACAACCUUCCACCUUCAAACAGGGUCAUCUUGGAGUGGCUCGUGCUGUCCGCCCUCUUCAUUAUGGUGGUUGUGUUUGCUGUCAUAUUUGUGUUGGAGAUGAGGUCCAUGUAUCAUGUCCAUAGACUUAGGAAACGCCACCGGCACAUACUUCUGAGGACUGGAAGACACUCGCAGAAAUGGAGCCACAUUGGCGCCAGUUCCAAGAAGGAUCAUCGUUGCCAGAUCAGCGAUGAGCUUUUAAUGACGUUCAACCCUGGAUUCCUGUACAAAGCGCUGAUCAAGAACCCAGAGAACAUGGUCGCCUGGGACAAACUCACCGACAUGCUCAAGGACUUCAUGUCCGACCAGUCUGAGACGUCCUACCUGUCCAUGGACAACGUGGCGGACUUCUGGCGCAAGCUCGUGGAGCGCUUUCCGGAGCUGGUGGAUUUUUUGGCUGUCACUGACGACGCCUCCAGGGGGUCCUUUCUGAAGUUUGCGACGGCCCUGUACACAGACUUCUACUUGAAAAAGAAAGUGGAGCAGCUGCCCCUGAACAGCGUGCUGAACUGGCGGGACAGGCCUGCACUGGCGCACUGGCUGGCCAUUGCGAACGACGAUGAGCGGGAGUUGUUCACGGGGUUCAUGGCAAAGCUCUUUCGCAGCAGCCAGGGAGAGAAGGCGGCACAGCUGCUGCAGAUGUCGAAAGUGGGACAAAGCGCGGAAAAGAUCGGCGCCGAGCGCUCGUGCCGGGCGCUGAAGAAACGAGUGAGCUCCAAACACUACGAUGGUAUCAUGAAAGAGAUCAACGAUGGCAAGGGGCCACUCACGCACUCAGCCAUGGCCAGAAGGAGACACCCGCCAGGGUGUGGCUGUUCCUCCAGAAUUGCUGGCAACAUCAAGUCAGAUUCUGUCAAGGAACUGGUGGACGUCGUGACAUACAACCCAUUGUUUCGAAUCGAACCCAACAUGGAAGGCGAGAACCAGCAAGGGGACAUACACGCUUUUGGGGAAAGCCACCCCUACACAAUCAACGAAGAGGGCGAGGACUGGGCGAAAGUGUCUAUCGCUUCCCUUGGGUCCCAACCUUCCCUUGGGACGCACGAAUCGUCGUUCAGCUUCCGGUCUCCUUCUGAUCCCCAGGAGAUGGCUAGCAUGUCUUCCCCCCCUGGCGGUGAACCUGAAUGA
This is a messenger RNA of Ostreobium quekettii, 3948 nucleotides long. Lineage: Eukaryota; Viridiplantae; Chlorophyta; Ulvophyceae; Bryopsidales; Ostreobiaceae. The record is from the annotation of a GenBank genome assembly.